Messenger RNA from Fibroporia radiculosa, 1692 nucleotides. RefSeq lists its product as uncharacterized. Gene Ontology annotation, molecular function: carbohydrate:proton symporter activity. The transcript has 12 exons. Gene Ontology annotation, cellular component: membrane. Bases 1 to 1692 code for a protein of 563 amino acids. Lineage: Eukaryota; Fungi; Basidiomycota; Agaricomycetes; Polyporales; Fibroporiaceae. Gene Ontology annotation, biological process: carbohydrate transport; transmembrane transport. The record is from RefSeq and is a predicted model, not a curated record.
AUGAAGUCUAUGGCUACUGCCUCGGGCAGACGACUGUAUCUUACGAUCAACUUUGUGGCCGGGCUGGCUAUUUUCUUCUUCGGCUAUGACCAAGGCAUGAUGGGUGGUGUCAACACCGCUCCAGACUACGUUCGCGUCAUGCAGCUAGGAUAUUCCACGUAUCAAGGCCCUUCAGAGGGUUACGUUGUUACGAUCACCGAGCCAACGAAACAAGGCGGCAUUGUCAGCAUAUACUACCUCGGAACUCUAAUAGGAUGUCUCAUAGCUGGUGUGUUGGGUGACAGGCAAGAUUGGGCGUAUCAGGACAAUGAUGAUUGGCAGUCUGUGGGUCCUCGUCGGUGCCACCCUCCAAUGCUCUGCGCAAAACGUCGUGUGGUUCGUCAACGAGAAAUGCGAUUGAGCGCGACGCGCGAUGCUGAACCUGUAUCUAGGAUGCUUUGUGCCCGUGUCGUCAACGGGAUUGGUACGGGAUUUCUGAACGCCAUCGUUCCAGUAUGGAGUGCAGAAGUCGCCUCGCAUACGACAAGAGGAGCGUUCAUCGCAAGCGAAUUCACCCUGAACAUAUUUGGCGUCGUCGUAGCUUAUUGGCUAGAAUUCGGCCUCGGCUUUGUUGGUGACGGCACAAGUCAAGUGCGGUGGCGGUUCCCAAUAGCAUUCCAGAUCCUACCCGUUUUAGCGUUCAUGCUCUGCAUACCCAUGAUGCCAGAAAGUCCGCGUUGGCUUAUGAAGAUGGGCCGUGAUAAAGAGGCACGCAGCAUUCUGGGCCGCCUCCGUUCGGAAACAGGCAACACUGAAGAUGCGCGCGUGGUCGCUGAAUACGAAGAAAUUGUCGUGGCAGUACAGCUCGAGAAGGAACACGCUGCGGGAAACACAUACUUUGCUAUGUUGUUCGGCUUCCACGACAGCGACCUCCACGUCGCCCGCCGCGUGCAGCUGUCCAUCUGGCUUCAGAUCGUGCAGGAAUGGGUGGGCAUCGCGGCUAUCACGGUGUACGCGCCGACCAUCUUCGCAGAAGCCGGGUAUGGUGCUCGGAAGUCACAGUGGCUCUCUGGGUUGAACGAUAUCACGUACAUGCUGAGUACGCUGCUUGCCGUGUUGACCAUUGAUCGCCUCGGCAGACGUAUUGGCCUAUGGUGGGGCGCCGUCGGGCAGGGUAUCUCCUUGAUCCUUGCGGCCGCAUUCACCAGACUGCUCAAAGAUAAUCCGGACAAGGCCGCUCAGUAUGGUGGUGCGGCUGCGCUGUUCGUCUUCAUGUACACGGCAAUUUUCGGCGCGACGUGGUUGACCAUCCCGUGGGUAUACCCGACCGAGACCUUCCCGCUCUAUGUCCGUGCGAAGGGAAUGGCGUGGGGUGUCUUCGGAUGGUCGAUUGGCAAUGGCUGGCUCACGCUUCUCAACCCAGUGAUGUUCUCCAGCAUCCAGGAGAAUACGCUGCACAUUUUCGGUGCUAUCAACUUUCUGGCAAUUCCGAUGGUGUGGGCGUUCUAUCCGGAGACGGCGAACCGCACAUUGGAAGAGAUGGAUCACUUGUUCAUGAGCAAGAGUCCGUUCGUGUGGGAGGAGGAGGCACACUUCAAGAAGUGGAAAGAGGAAGGCGAGCCUGCUAGAAUCAGGAACGAGCCAGAAGUGCGUGAUGUGGACGAUUUCGAUUUGAAGGUGGACGAGAUGAAUAACGUGGAAACGAAAGUAUGA